CAUCCGUUGCUGUGGUGUCCAUCCGCUCUACUCUCAUUUGAAAAAGUAAGCCUGGAGAACUGGAGCCUCAGUGAUGAUACCCCCACCCCAUUAAGUCCCAGUUGAUAAGGACUUUGACCCUGGCCUUCAAAGAUCACCUUAACUGCACACCAUGGCUGCUGCAGAGACUGUUCCUGAAAACUCAGAAUGUCCUGUAUUAGAAAUGCCUAAGCAAGAUUUUUUUCAAGAAGCAAAAGCUCUCAUUGCCCAACAUGAGAAAAUGAAUGAGUAUAAAUUUAAAGGCCCUUCCAUAAAUGUUUUUAAAAAUAAACACCAAAAACCAAAAUCUGGAAAAUUCUUACCUUUGGAUACUAAAAAUAAGGAAACGCUUGAUGUGCUCCAAGAACUUCAGAUGACACACCAAAGUAUUUGUCCUUCCAAAGACCUUUCCAAAAGAGAACAAUUUAAAGAGCGCCCACAACCAACUUUCAAAGUGCCACCAAUUUGUAUUAUAAAAGAAAAAUGCCAGCAGCUUGAAGAUAUAAGUGGACAAAUGAGACUGGGUAAACUAGUGGCUGAUAUUGAGGCAGUGAGUAAAAAUAUAGAAGAAGAAGAAAGGAUACAUCACUAUGAGAAAUUCAGGAGCAGAGUUUUGGAUGCCUACCCCAACAAACUUAACUUGCCCUUGAAGUCCAUGACCUCCUUUUCUGUGUGGAACCUGAUAGGAAGUGCAAACAAAGUCUACGAUUGGAGAGGAGCUGUGUCAAUAAAUUCUGAAUUGGCUUCUGUCGCCAGUCGCCUUAGUUUCUCUGAAACAUCAUCGGUGUUUGCAGAUUAUUCUGUUAAAAGCAUUCUAAAAAAGAAACUGCCUAUCAAGCAAGAACAGAAACCACAUCAAAGGACAAAAUCUAUUUUAUGUAAAGUUGAUAAAAGUGACAAUAAAGUUAGCAGGAUUGGACCACACAUAGAAAUCUUCCAAGUCUUCCAGAAAAAGGAGAAAUUUAAAGCUAACAUAAAAACAGUUAGAAUGAUCAUCGCCGUGCAAGCAUUUGUCAGAGGGUGGCUUGAACGCAAACGAUUACAAAGGUUAACUGCCAAGGCUUUGUAUCAUGGACCAAAUUUGAAAUCAGUUGUCAACAUGUAUCGCAGACUAAUCCACCGUAUUAAAUACCGACUUGAUCUUACUAGGACAAGAACAAUUAUAAAGUAUUCAGAGCUAGAGGAAUGGAUGGACAGAAAGAAAUUCUAUGAGACAAUGUUCUCAAAGAGAGAAGACUGGCAAGGAUUAGAAAGAAGUGAAUUGCUGAAAUACUUCAAUGACUGUGGCCAUUUCCCAGUCCAGCAGCAAAUUGAUGAUGUUUGGAACCGGGUCCACAUACAUUACCGUGAAAGAUGCUCUGAUCUGGUCACCAAGCCAAAUGCAAUUGAAAUGUUAUUUACACUCUACCCUCCUCAAGGUGCCCAUGUAAGUGAUAAUACAGGACGACUUAGGUCAACUUGGCUGAGACCUAUAGUGGAUGGGGAAGAAGCAUAUAAAUACAUAGUGAGUGGACAUCCAAUACUCAAAAGAGCUGACAUCAGAAUUGUUGGAAAGUUAGUGACCAAAUCUAUCAGAGAAAGGAAAUUGAGACAACAUUAUUUAAUGAGAGACCAAGAAUGACAUUAUCAUACAAUACUGUUAACUUGGGAAUUUAACAUAUAUUUCCCAAUACAUAGAUUAACACUGGUCAUGGCUUAAUUAUGUAUGUUUAAAUGAAAAAUACAGGCAUAUAUAUAUAUCCAAAGGACUUCAACAAUCAGUCUAUACAGUCUAAAUAUACUUGGAUGAACCUUUCAUUGAAUCUUCUGCAUUAAACAUCUGUUUUAUUAUAAUAAGAUAAAUUUCAUAAUGUUAAGUAAUUAUUUCACUAGACAAUCUUUUUGUUCCAUGACCAAUAAAUGCCAUUAAAAAGCUUUAA
Erinaceus europaeus (western European hedgehog) is the source of this 1937-nucleotide messenger RNA. It is a transcript of the gene IQCM, whose product is annotated as IQ motif containing M. Lineage: Eukaryota; Metazoa; Chordata; Mammalia; Eulipotyphla; Erinaceidae. Gene Ontology annotation, molecular function: protein binding. The record is from RefSeq and is a predicted model, not a curated record. The coding region runs from base 152 to 1639 and encodes 495 amino acids. The transcript is spliced from 13 exons.